Messenger RNA from Polychytrium aggregatum, 861 nucleotides. RefSeq lists its product as uncharacterized. The record is from RefSeq and is a predicted model, not a curated record. The coding region runs from base 45 to 590 and encodes 181 amino acids. The transcript is spliced from 4 exons. NCBI's taxonomy places the organism in Eukaryota, Fungi, Chytridiomycota, Chytridiomycetes, Polychytriales.
AUCUAAUACUGCAACCUCCCUAGGCCUCUGUCGACUAUGGAUCCAUGACCCUUGCCACCUGCAAGAGUCUGUGCUCGCAGUACAAGUACUACGGUGUUGAGUAUGGAGGAGAGUGCUACUGCGGCAACAGUCUGGCCACCCCAGGCGGCGCUGGAGGCGAUGGCCAAGGAACCUUUGGCACAGUUGUGAGCAGUAGCCAGUGCUCGACUCCUUGUCCCGGUGGUCCCAGCCAGACGACCUGCGGCGGUCCAUGGAGAGUCUGGAUAGACACUGUUACUCCGUCAAUUACUGGCUGCUAUGUCGAUAACUCUCAGCGCGUGUUGAACUACAAAGCCUCUGUCGACUAUGGAUCCAUGACCCUUGCCACCUGCAAGAGUCUGUGCUCGCAGUACAAGUACUACGGUGUUGAGUAUGGAGGAGAGUGCUACUGCGGCAACAGUCUGGCUACCCCAGGCGGCGCUGGAGGCGAUGGCCAAGGAACCUUUGGCACAGUUGUGAGCAGUAGCCAGUGCUCGACUCCUUGUCCCGGUGGUCCCAGCCAGACAACUUGUGGUGGUCCUUGGAGAGUCUGGGUCGACACUGUUGCCUAACGGAACAGCCACACACUCGCCUGGUGAUACAUAACGUGUGGCUAUGGUCAAUGGUGACAAUGCUAUUCUGGAGCCUGAAUACAAGCAUAUCUAGUCAUCAUUCAAAGGCAUCAUUGUUCAACGACCAAAAUCCGGGCUGUCCCGUUUUUAUUGGACCGCAUGUAGUUUGGGAAGGAGUGACAUAAUGAAGUUGGGACAUCGGGAGCGCGAUUCAUCGAAGCAGAUCAAUUGGGAAUGCGGUCCCGCAGGUAAGUCAUGAUGGCGUCGGUGC